This is a messenger RNA of Suillus bovinus, 1296 nucleotides long. RefSeq lists its product as uncharacterized. NCBI's taxonomy places the organism in Eukaryota, Fungi, Basidiomycota, Agaricomycetes, Boletales, Suillaceae. Bases 1 to 1296 code for a protein of 431 amino acids. The transcript has 5 exons. The record is from RefSeq and is a predicted model, not a curated record.
AUGUUGGAGAGUCUCGAUCUCCCAGACCUUAUGAAAAUGGGACAGACAUGUCGCAUGCUAAGGCUGUUUGCCGCAGAUGUUACUCAACGACGAUUCAGACACAUCAUCAUUCCUUUCACUGGUGACAGGCAUGCUGAUUUCUUGAGGGUGUUGCGACAGACAGGGUCAAUCAUCACAGGUUCUUGUGUGCUACAAAUGUUAUUGGGAGAAAUAGAGACUCAGCCUCGGGAUUUAAACCUCGUAACUCCAGCAUCAGGGUUCAAUGUGUGGCAUGAAUUCAUUACUGCAGGUUUGCAGUUGCCCCGUGUCUCCAAGCGAUGCCACAAAGCGAUGCAAGGAAUUGUAGCACAAUUCGGCAAAUAUGCGGAUCACUCAUGUGUCAUCAUGGUGUGUGCCACCAGAGUGGAUAUGGACAUUAUGCACAUCAUCUUGCAUGCGCCGUCUACAGCAGACAUGAUUUUGAUGACUGCAGGGGGUCUAGUUUCCUUCUAUUUUGACAUGACACUGCAGCAACUGACAGUGAUAAGUCAAACAGGCGAGCAUGUGCAAGCCGGGAAAAAGCUCGGAAGCAUCAGAGAGAUUGUCGAAACCUUUGGAGUGGAAAGAAGUACAAACUUCCUUGGUUGGCCAUGUGGGCAACUUUGUCCGACAUUUUGGCACCAGGGGACAAAUAGCAUGUUCUGCCUUGCUGUCGACUGGAAUGCCAAGGAUUCUGUGCGGGUCGAGCAAAUGGCUGUUAACUAUGAGGGCACAAACUGUGAUUAUGACUUAGCUGUCAAAUUUACCACAGAGGAAUUGCAAUGUCGUCGGCCUCGUUACUUUUGGUUGUGUGACAGAUUGUUUUAUGGUGGACGAUGCAGACAGCCAUAUGUGGUGCAAGUCCCUGUGCAUGAUGGGGUCAAGGGUCUCCCUAUGCUGGACGAGUUGGAAGUGAAUACCUGGGUCCAGCAACGGGACCCAGACAGAUCAACAUUCUCUCAAAGAUGUUUGCGUCAUACCUUCCUUUCUGUGCCAUGCUCCGGCCUUGAAUUGAAUGCACAGUACACAUUUUACUUCGAAGAUCCGGAAUAUGGGUGGCCCAACAACAAAAUGCUACAGAGAUUGGCAAGGUCAUGCGGGUUUCAAAGGGAGCUGACAGGUAACCUGCUUGUUGUGAAGCAAAAGCGAGGCAAAUCACGAGGGUUCUUGCCUGUCAUGCUACAAGAUGCACCAACCAUUAAUUUCCUCAUCUGCAGUGCAUGGGGCGGUAGAGGACGUCGCCCAAAGACGAUUGCCGAAGUCAGUGGGUUGAAUUAG